CAGCCCUAGGGAUCAUUUGCAUUAUAUUCGCCUUGUUUUGAGGAAGUAAUGAGGCUUUGCUGCCUGUUUGGGAAAAGUCUACCUGCUGUUCUUGACAUUUAUUUGUGAGAACAUCUGUGUUUAGUAUAAAAUAAUAAACGAGUGCCAGGUGCUGGAUAUUUUUUUUAUAUAUAUAUAUUUUUUUUUUUGCCCUAGGCUUUUUGCACGUGUAAUGGAGGCUAUAGGUGCUGUGUGGUCUGGCACUCUUAUUGUACUCUUUCAGGGGGUUUCAUACGUAUUUGCAGAGGAGACACUUUUGCAUGCGGAGAAAAGCACAGUGAAUUUCAGUUAUGGAAGUGCAAGAGAUGAGGAGGUCUACAGUAAUGAAGGCAAUCACAUGGAUAUUAUAGUGAAUUCACCACCACAGUUUUCUAAUCUCUUGGUUGAGGAGUUCCAAAGCUCUUCAGAAGGUCGAAGGAGAAGAAAGAGAGAGUGGGCUAUUCCUCCUUUUACUGUACUUGAAAACGAUAAAAGUGCUCUCCCAAAAAUUCUGUUUAAGUUAAAGGCAAACUUAGAUGGUGUACCUGAUGAAGAUAUACGCUACAGUAUCACAGGUGAAGGGGCAGAUCAGCCACCUGUGGGGAUUUUCACUGUUACCUCGAUGUCAGGGAUUGUCAAGGUGACUCAGCAACUGGACAGAGAAAAAAAGGCUUUAUACCUGCUCAUGGCUCAUGCUAAUUCAGUUAAAGGAAUAAAAGAGAAACCGACCAACCUUACUAUCAUUGUAGCUGACCAGAACGAUAAUAGGCCUGUGUUUGUUGAAAAUCCUUUUAAUGGACACGUUUCUGAAUCUGCUACAAUAGGUCAUGAGUUUAUGGCAGUCACAGCCACUGAUGCUGAUGACCCAGAUACUUUUAACGCUGAUGUCAGAUACAAAAUUGUUAGCCAAGAUCCAUUAUUACCAAAUCCAAACAUGUUUGAAAUCAACUUGGUUACUGGAGGAAUUUAUGUAAAAUUCUUAGGUCUAGACAGAGAGCAAUUGUCCAGAUAUACUUUGGUAAUUCAAGCUGCAGAUCUUCAAGGAGAUGGUAUGAUGACCACUGGCACAGCAGUUAUUACUGUUACUGACAGCAAUGAUAACGCACCUCAGUUUGACGAAACCACGCACAUCGUAUCUGUCUCAGAGAAUCAAGUAGCGGCUAUAGUGGCCAAACUUCCAGUUAUUGAUGCAGAUGAACUUGGAUCACCAGCCUGGUCCACCAAGUAUCGGAUCAUUAGUGGUGACAAGGGUGGGUUUUUCAAUGUCAGCACUGGACCCAGCCGUCUAGAGGGCGUCAUAAUGACUGUAAAGCCUUUGGACUAUGAGAAGACCAAGCAGUGCAUUCUGUCUGUGAUUGUUGAGAACGAUGAUAAAUUUGUUGGUCCUUUGCCUACUUCAACUGCCACAGUCACUGUAAAUGUAGAAGAUGUGAAUGAACCGCCUGAGUUUAUUCCAAAGGAGCAGAUUAUUUCCAAACCUGAAGAUUUACCAGUUGGUAGUGAUGUGGUUGUUUACACAGCCACUGAUCCAGACACUGGGAGACUGCAGAAGAUAACGUAUAAAAUUAGCAAUGAUCCUGCUGGCUGGCUAACUGUGAAUCGGGAGACUGGACUGAUUAAAAUUAGAAACUCUAUGGAUAGAGAGUCUUCCUAUGUCAGAGAUGGCAAAUACAGAACUACUAUUUUGGCCCUGGAUAAUGAUGAUGACAAUCCAGCAACUGGUACAGGAACCCUGGUAAUUAAAGUGGAGGAUGUAAAUGACAAUGCUCCUGUUAUUAAUGAAGAACAUAUACAAAUUUGCAAUCGGGAGGCCACAGUCCUUCUCUCUAUAACGGACACAGAUGGACCUCCUUAUGCUGCUCCUUUUAGCAUUAGCCUCCUAGGAGACACCAAGAAAAACUGGACUGCGGAAAUGAACGAAAACAAAACUGGGAUUCUGUUGACGCUUAAUACUGUGUUGGAACCAGAUGUUUACAAUUUAGUCCUAAUGGUUUAUGAUAACAACGAAAACCAUAAAAACAGCUCCAUUCAAGCAAGUGUAUGUGACUGCAAAGGCAAUGAUAUUGUGUGUGGAAGAAUUGCAGUAAUGCCACUCCAUGGAGCUUUGGGAAUUCUGGGAGGCUUCUUGGUCCUGCUAUUACUCCUUCUGCUGGUUCUACUGUUCAUGAGGAGAAAACACAGAAGCAUAAAGGAGCCACUCAUUCCUGAAGAUUAUGAAAUAAGAGACAACAUCUACUGUUAUGAUGAGGAAGGCGGUGGAGAAGACGAUCAGGACUUUGAUUUGAGUGUGCUGCAUCGAGGCCUGGACAACAGACCAAAUGUGUACAGGAACGACAUUUGUCCUAUUUUUUUGUCAGCACCUCAGUAUAGACCUCGACCAGCCAGUUCUGAGGACAUCAGCACAUUUGUUGAUCAUAACCUGAAGACUGCAGAUAAUGACCCCACAGCUCCUCCCUACGACUCUCUGCUGGUGUUUGACUAUGAAGGAGUAGGUUCAGAUGCAGGUUCACUCAGCUCCCUCAACUCUUCCAGCUCAGAAAAUGACCAAGACUAUGACUUCCUCAAUGAGUGGGGCCCACGCUUCAAGAAGCUGGCAGAUUUGUAUGGAAGAGAAGAGGAUUAAAUGUUCAAUUCAAUUAAAUUCAAUUCAAUUCAAAAUGUAAAUCCUGCUUUAAACACAACAUCAAGUCUUUCUGUAAUGCUCUGAGGGUUUCAACUCAGAGAAUGUCAGCAGCCUAGUGUCAAUAACAUACAGUGUUCAAAGGCAUUGAGGAUGUUUACAAGUCCCAAAUAUGUGACAAUUUUAUAUACAUUUUUACUUAGAGGGGACCUAUUAUGCCCCUUUUUACAAAUGUAAAAUAAGCCUAUGAUGUCCCAAGAGUAUAUGAAGCUCAAAAUACCAAACAAAUAAUUGUAUAACUUGAAACGGCAACUUUUAGGUUUUGGUCCAAACUGUGCUAUUUUAGUGAUAGUUGCUUUAAAUUCAAAUGAGAUUGUUAUUCUUUGCAAAUGAGGGUGGAGCUACAAAUGCCUGUAUGUCAGCAUAGGGGCAGAUUCAAAACAGAACUAAUGUUUUCUCUGUGAAAAACUGAAAUUGUCAAAAGAAGUGACUUAGAAAAGGCAGUUAGUGGAGACUACAGUGUUCAUUUGUGCAUCCGAAAACACAACAUUUAUAAUACCUUUUAUGCUGUGUUCACACCAGACACAGAAUGCACCAAUAAAUGCUAUUCUUACAUAAAUAGGCACGUCAACAUUUUGUUUACUCGCUUUAAUCCCGUAUCAAAUUCACUUCACAAUAGAUGCGGAUUUGCAUCAUGAGCUGGGCUUCUAUCUGCCCGAUGACUCUAGCUUCAUUGCUAAAUGGCUAACAUGGAUUUCAUUGAAAGAAUAGCUGUGUUUAUGUGGUUUAGGUAUGCUAAGAAAUAGCAUAAAUUCGUUUGGCGCCAUGUCCAAGUGCACUAGAUCAUUUCAGAGAUGCACCUAGCUUUGACACUUCAUCUGCGUCUUGUGAACGCAGCAUCAGUCACUAAAAUUAUCUUCAGCAGGUUUGAUGAAAACUCUAAAGGCCAAUGGCUGCUUCUCACGCAGGACUGUAUAUGCUAAUGAGGGAGAGAUCAUCACUAAUGGACGGGGCUUUCCCUUUCUGAUGACACAUACAAAGGGAGAAUGUCAAUUAAA
This is a messenger RNA of Danio rerio (zebrafish), 3696 nucleotides long. NCBI's taxonomy places the organism in Eukaryota, Metazoa, Chordata, Actinopteri, Cypriniformes, Danionidae. The record is from RefSeq and is a predicted model, not a curated record.